CCGCCUCCACUCUGCCCCAUACACAAACAGCAGCAGUGAGCCGAGAGUAAAUAGAGAGAACCCCAAGAUGGCGGAGUCAGUGAGCUUCAUUCACUUCGCAGUACCUGAUAAAAACCCUCUCUCGAAGAGCAAGCAGCCCUCAGGAACGACGGAGAACCGACCUCAGUCUUCCCGUGAACACCAUCCUCCGCCACCCAAGAAAGUGCGAAACGAGGAGAAGAGCUUGAAACCCAAGAAAUUGAAUGGCGAAGGGGUGGGAGUCGGUGGAGGUGAGAGGCAGCCCCAGAAGCAGAGUUAUGGCAGCCCGACAACAUGGAGCUUCAGUCCCAUUAAGCCGAGCAGCACCACGGCACCAGUGCAUCCGCCUCUACAUAAAGUCUUCAAGCAAAGCGCAUUCCUCGCAUCACCGCCGAAAAUCAAAAAGCCCAAAGAGAAACGAGAGAAGGAAAAAGAAAAGAAGAAACACGCGACACCCGCCGAAAUGAACAACCUUGCCAGUACUGGGAUGAAGAAGGAGAACGGGGAUAUGAAGUUGGUGCAGAAAGAUCACAGCAACAAAGACAAGAAAGAGAGGAGAAAGGACAAAGAAAGAGAAAAAGACAAAGAGAAAAAGAAACACAAAAUUAUGAAUGAAAUCAAGAGGGAGAAUGGAGAGGUGAAGCUCGUUCAGAAAGAAGACAAAGAGAAACCAAAAAUAAACCUGGAGGAGUUGCAGAUUAAAAAAGUGAAGAAGAAAAAAAAAAAGAAACACAAAGAGGAUGAAAAACGAAAGCGACCCAAGAUGUACAGCCGCUCCUGUCAGACAGUGUGCUCUGGUGCUCUCCUGGACCUUCCAGGCCUGGCAGCUGAGCUCUGCGAAGAUUUUAAACCCACUCCACCUUUUCACCCAGCUGGUGUCAUGUCGGCCAGGGAUGAGAGGUGUUGGAAGCACACAGGCGUUCAGAAAGGCCCACCAGGGACGGAAAGAAUGGAGUUUGGUCGCCUGGUGCAUGUGGAGCAACAGCCCAAUGGUGGCGCACUGGUGGUCCAUGCUUACAGCAGUGAGCUGGCACAACUCUCCCCAAUGGAGAUGCAGCGCUUUGCCCAGGAGUUUGUCACACUGGCAUUCAGUGAGGACAAGGAUGGUGCAGCGCACUACGUCAUGUCCAUUGUGCAUGGCGCUGCCUCUUAUCUUCCAGACUUCUUGGAGUACUUCUCCCUCAAGUUUCCCAAUUCACCCGUCAAGAUGGAAAUCCUAGGGAAGAAGGAUAUUGAGACAACCACUAUGUCAAACUUCCAUGCUCAGGUGAAGAGGACCUACUCCCAUGGGACAUACCGAGCUGGUGCCAUGCGGCAGAUCAGCCUGGUGGGUGCUGUGGAUGAAGAGGCAGGUGAUUUCUUCCCAGAGUUCCUUAACAUGCUCGAGGAAUCGCCCUUCUUAAAACUCACACUGCCUUGGGGCAGUUUAUCCAGCCUGAAGCUGCACAGCCCCACGGAUAGCGACGACGGCCCCAUCAUGUGGGUGCGCCCGGGAGAGCAAAUGAUCCCCGUGGCCGACAUGCCAAAGUCCCCUUUCAAGAGGAAAAGGUCGACCAAUGAAAUAAAGAACCUCCAGUACCUACCUCGGGCCAGUGAGCCACGUGAGAUGCUCUUUGAAGACCGAACACGGGCUCACGCUGACCACAUCGGCCAGGGGUUCGAUCGACGAACGACUGCAGCUGUAGGCAUGCUGAAGGCUGUGUGCUGCGGGGAGAGUGUGGACACCCCUCGGAUAACCAAAGACGUGAUCUGCUUCCAUGCGGGGGAUUUCCUGGAUGUGGUGCAGAGGCUACAGCUGGACUUGUAUGAGCCUCCACUGUCACAGUGUGUGCAGUGGGUGGAUGAUGCCAAGCUAAACCAGCUGCGGCGAGAAGGCAUUCGCUAUGCGCGCGUCCAGCUCUACGACAACGACAUCUACUACAUCCCGCGCAAUGUGGUGCACCAGUUCAAGACUGUGUCAGCCGUCUGCAGCCUGGCCUGGCACGUGCGCUUGAAACAGUACCAUCAGGAGGCUGAGACAGAGGGGACGGAAGGGGCCGAGGAUGGGAUUGAGGCAGCCAGCACCAAGCAGGAGUCCUCUAGAGACGAUAGGCAACCGCUUCCCAGCGUCAAAACGGAGCCAAUAGACUUUGCUCCUGAUGGGCUUCCAACGCGGACAUCUUUGGGGCCCGAGAAUAGGCCAGAACCACACUACCAGUACCACUGGCACUGUCCUCCCACAGGCCCUACAGAGGGCAGGACGUGGCCCACCCCGGCCCUCGCUGAGGCGCCUGAGGACACAUUGUACCCAAAGCCUUCUGAGUCCCGCCUCCCCAAACAUCCGCUGCACGAGCAGCCGAAAGACUUUUUAUACUGAUUUGUACAUAGCAUUUUUAAAUCGCUAAUUUCCCUCACUGUUUUGUUUUAACAAUCAGAAAAGAACAAACAGACAAGAAAACCACACAGAAAACCCCGAGGUAUGAAAAUGCCGUAUGGACCAUGUGAACCCCCCCACAGGGCACAGGUUCGGCCCGUGCUCCUAUCUGUCGAACGAAUACACGGCAAAUGUAGCUUCUUACAUUCCUCAGUGCCUGUCUGUAACUGUGAAUGCUCCGAGCACUAAGGGCCAGCCACACUGUUACAUACCAGGAUGGAAAUCAACCGGUCCUCAGAUAAUAUAUUUUUAAGUUGGAGAUUAUACAUAGACUAGAGCUGACAUGAACACAUACAGUAUAUUUUUUGUAAGAGACAGAAUUCUUUUAAUGACUACAGCCUUUUUCCAUAGAGCUUAUUUAUAUUUUUUGUUCUCAUUUUAAAUGUCAGCACUGUAGUGUAAAUAACUUUUUAAAAAACAAAAAGACAAAACUUGUAGUGUGAUUUCUACAUCAAUGGGAGCCUCAUAAUAAAGGUUCGCUUUACUGGG
This is a messenger RNA of Brienomyrus brachyistius, 2920 nucleotides long. RefSeq names its product lysine-specific demethylase RSBN1L-like. The coding region runs from base 68 to 2374 and encodes 768 amino acids. Lineage: Eukaryota; Metazoa; Chordata; Actinopteri; Osteoglossiformes; Mormyridae. Gene Ontology annotation, cellular component: nucleus. The record is from RefSeq and is a predicted model, not a curated record. The transcript has 8 exons.